GUGCCCACGGUGAGCGCAUCACAAGACAGGACAUGGUGGACAACACAAGCAUCUUGGACAGGGAGAAUAACAUGUGGAAGCUGAGGAUCCUCGAGGCCGCCUACAUCCUAGAACACUGCCCGUCCAUGUGUGAUCAGCGCGAACACAGGGGACGGAUCACGCUGACAGGAUAGGAGGUGAUGGUGAAGUGUGUGUGUGUGUGUGUGUGUGGGGAGGGGACUGUUCAGUGUAUAGUGAACGAGACAUUUCGUUCAUUCUGAUACGUUAGUAUCUGCUAGAUCGGUGGUAGUAGAUGGAGAUGUUGCAUGAUGGAAGCAGCACGUUUGAAUUUUCGAACUAGAUUCGAACAACCGUGCACUGAAUUUUGACAGGUCACAUCGCAUUUGUUUUAAGGUCAACAAAAAUGUAUGAAGUAACUUAGAUAUAAUGUAAGUGUUAAAUGUGAUGAGAGUGUAAAGUGUAAAUGCCUGAUGACGAAGCAUAUCGGCUAUCUCAUGUUACCGGUGCAUCUCUCGCGGCGGGGAUAACGCAGCCUGCGAGGACCCGUUCACGCGCAACGUCAGCAGUUCUGUCGAUCUGGCCCCGUGCAUGGGAGGACGACAGCUGCUCAGUGGCCUCUUCCCCUCCACGGCCUGUAUGAAGCUGGCCGGGGUCUUCAAGGACACCGGGGAGCGGGUACUGGUGCGCGGCUGUGCCCUCGACAGCGGCCAGCUCGUACCCGACUCCGAUGUGGUCCAAGUGGUGCACUGUGGCGGACUCAUCUUCCAGGACAGACACGUGCACGGCUGUCUCCAAAGCUGUGCCGAGGAGGACGGCUGUAACGGCUCUCAGAGCUGGUUCAGCUCACUCAGUCUCACAGCUCUCCUCACAGCAGCCUCCGCCGUCCUCCGGUAGCUGCAGUGACGUCAUUAUUGCCACUAUGACGUCAUCAUGUAUAUCAUGACGUCAGCAUUGUCAUCAUGACGUCAGAGCUGCAAUUAGUGCCAUCACUAUUGCUACCGUGAUGUCACCAUUUUCGACAUGGAUCACUAUUGCUACCGUGAAGUCAAAAUUUAUAUCAUAACAUCACUAUUACAGUAUUGACACCGAAAUUCCGUUAAUCAGUUAAUCCGUUUACCAGAGUGCAUGUGAAAGAGACAGUUUCGCGAAAUACCAACAGCUCAGCCACUUCAUCGCAAGUUAUCGUUGUGCGAAGUGGCAAUGGCAUAUGGGUGGCAAAAGGUUUGUUGCUUUCAUGCAAAAAUGCUAACAAGUUAUUGUA
Messenger RNA from Amphibalanus amphitrite, 1261 nucleotides. RefSeq lists its product as uncharacterized. NCBI's taxonomy places the organism in Eukaryota, Metazoa, Arthropoda, Thecostraca, Balanomorpha, Balanidae. The record is from RefSeq and is a predicted model, not a curated record. The transcript is spliced from 4 exons. The coding region runs from base 589 to 894 and encodes 101 amino acids.